AUGGGCGGCGGCAACGGCCAGAAGUCCAAGACGGCCCGCGAGCGCAACUUGGAGAAGAACAAGGCGGCCAAGGGGAGCCAGCUUGAGACCAACAAGAAGGCCAUGAGCAUCCAGUUGUCUGUAGCAAAAUUUGGCUUCAGAAAUGGCACUAUUGUACUAAUCCCAACUACUGCCCAUGAAAAACAACUUAGUCCAUUGGUUGUGUCUGUGCAAACUGUUCUACAUCAGGCACUAGAUUCCUAUCCAAUGCUUGGAAUUGGAAUUCGAACUGAACCUGGACUGUGCUCUAUUUUCUUCUCAGGCAAAACAUCAAUCGUGUCUGCUGUCUUGAACUGUUUGAUGCUUUGA
Molecule: messenger RNA, 348 nt
Organism: Miscanthus lutarioriparius
Lineage: Eukaryota; Viridiplantae; Streptophyta; Magnoliopsida; Poales; Poaceae
Source: the annotation of a GenBank genome assembly